Molecule: messenger RNA, 2856 nt
Organism: Nematolebias whitei (Rio pearlfish)
Lineage: Eukaryota; Metazoa; Chordata; Actinopteri; Cyprinodontiformes; Rivulidae
Gene: tbc1d2b
Product: TBC1 domain family, member 2B
Exons: 13
Source: RefSeq, a predicted model, not a curated record
AUGCACGAAGAGGAGGAUGGCGGAGACUCAAACUCCUGCUCUGCCCCGCGCCUGCCCACCUUCAAGUCCGUGGACGUGGCCGACCUAGACUGCGGGAAGGAGCAGGCCUCCAAGCUGUGCGGCUACUUAAACAAGCUGUCCGGCAAGGGGCCUCUCAGGGGGUACAAGCUGCGCUGGUUCGUGUACGAUCCGAGGAAAUGCUACUUGUAUUACUUCAAGACUCCCCAGGACGCCCUGCCCCUCGGACACAUCGAUAUCGGCGAUGCGUGCUUCAUGUACGACGUGGAGGGGGACGAGGGCCAGUUUGAGGUCCGCACAGACGGCAAGGAGUUCCUCCUGAAGGCCCCCAACAGGCAGGUGAUGCUCUACUGGCUGCAGCAGUUGCAGCAGAAACGCUGGGAGUACAGCAGCACACGAGGCGGCGGUCAGAGAGACAGCUGGAGCUCCCCGACGCUGGUUUACCCUCCCACCGGCCUCGUGGGUAAAGAUAUCGAUUCAGUCAUCAAUGAGAACCAAAGUGAAAACCUGGAGAAGGUCCGGAGCGACUUCGCCAUGGAGACGGAGUUAAAUCCUGGUGGGAUGGUGGGGAUCCAGUCUGCCAGAGGGCCGUCUGCUGCGAAUGCGAACCCCAUCAACUUUUCGCUGAAAAACUUUGGCACCGAGCUCAGAAACACCAUGUCGUCUCUGCGGCCCGGCAGAGCGGGCGAGAACAGACGCAGUGUGUUUUACACCAACAACAGCAGCUCAGAGGAGUGGGAGAUGAUCAAUCCUCCACCCAAGGACUUCCCUGAACAGAAGACUCUCCUCAGCUCACACAGACAUUCCUUCGGAUCGGCGUUCACUUUCGAUUUUGUGCGCACCUCCUCACGGCCCAAGAGGUCCUCGCUUCGAGACGUGAAGGGAACGGGGAGGUUUGGGCGCAGUUCUGAGAACUCUGCGGCGGAGUGUAACGGCAGCAAGCCUUCGGACCUGCAGCUUCGACUGCAGAGCCAACAAGAAGAACUGAGCCAGAUGCAGCAGGAGCAAGUCCAGCUGCGAGAGAAGCUGGCCAGCCAGAAGGAACUGGUGAGGCUUCUGCAACAGACUCUAAGAACCUCCCAGUGUGACGGACCCGCUGUGCAGCGACCAGCUCCACGCACAUCCUCCCCCUCGGACCAGAGUCAGGCUUCAGCUGUAACCCAGGAGCAUGUGGCUCGGCUGGAGGCGCUGCUUCAGGAGAGAGACGUGCAGAUUCCGUCCCUGUGUGGCCACAUGGAGCGUCUGUCCCUGGAGAAGGAGAGCCUGCAGAAGGAGCUGAAGGGCCUGAAAAUCAAGGUGGGGGAAAUGAACGACCAACUGGGAAUGCUGAUGGAGACCAUCCAGGCUAAGGACGAAGUCAUCAUGAAGUUGUCGCAGCAGAGCUCUGAGCAGAGCGGAAAUCCAAAUGAUGCAGGAUCACCAGCUCCACACAUGGAGCAGCAGGAGCUGGACGUCCUCAAGGACAGUCUUCAAGGAUACAAAUCCCAGAACAAAUUCCUGAACAAAGAGAUCCUGGAGCUGACGGUGCUGAGGCGAAACGCAGAGAGCAGAGAAAAGGCUUUAGAGGCAAAGUGCACCGCUCUGGAGGCCAAGCUGUGUCAGGUGGAGAGUAAGUACCUGGUGCUGCUUCAGGAGGUCCGGGCCCCCGUGUGUUCGUCGUCGGAGCAGAGCCCUGCUCGGGAAGUCAUUUCCAGAUUACUGGAGGACGCGCUGCAGGCAGAGAGCUCGGACCAGCAGGAGCACGCAAUCUUCAAACCAAACACUGUCAGCGAGUACGACGUGUACGGCUUCAAGACGCUCCCCGAGGAGGAGGAAGAGGAGGAGAGGCUGGUUGCGAAGGUCAGAGCCUUGGAGCUGAAGUCCCUGUCCAUGACGGAUCAGGAGGUGUCCGUUGGGGUCAAGUGGGAGAACUUUCUGGCCAGCACCAUGAACAGAGACCUGGUGCGCUCCCCCGAGCUCAAGACCCUGAUUCGCUGCGGCGUGCCCCACGAGCACCGCUCCCUCGUGUGGCGCUGGUGCGUCUCCUUCCACGUCAAGAAGUUCCGGGAACACUUGGCGCCGGACUAUUACGAGACCUUGCUGAACGUGGCCCGGGAGAGGCCCAACCCGGCGUCGAAGCAGAUCGAGCUGGACUUGCUGCGCACUUUGCCCAACAACAAGCAUUACGCCUCGCCGAGCGCGGGCGGCAUCCACAAGCUCAGGAACGUCCUGCUGGCCUUUUCCUGGAGGAAUCCAGACAUCGGCUACUGUCAGGGACUGAACAGGCUUGCAGCUAUCGCCUUGCUCUACUUGGACCAAGAAGAUGUCUUUUGGACCCUUGUGGCCAUAGUGGAGGUUUUCAUGCCUAGAGACUAUUACACAAAGACGCUGCUUGGCUCUCAGGUCGACCAGCGUGUGUUUAAGGACCUAAUGAGCGAGAAGCUGCCGCGCCUUCAUGCUCACUUCGAGCAGCACAAAGUGGACUUCUCCCUCAUCACCUUCAACUGGUUCCUGGUGGUGUUUGUGGACAGCGUGGUGAGCGACAUCCUCUUUAAGAUCUGGGACGCCUUUCUGUUUGAAGGACCGAAGAUCAUAUUUAGAUUUGCUCUCGCUCUGUUCAAGUACAAAGAAGAAGAUUUUUUGAAGUUGCAGGAUUCCACAGCCAUCUUCAAAUAUCUUCGAUGUUUCACACGCACGAUCCUGGAUUCAAGGUGAAAUAUGAAUAUUUUGUUUAUAUCACAAAAACCCACCAGGGAUGUGUUUGCUUCGACACCCCGUUUCCGCAUCGAUCCAUUCAGAAGUCAUACCAAGACAGCUCAGAUGGAGGUGUCUUAUGACAAAGCCUUAUGUGUACAGUGA